This is a messenger RNA of Fukomys damarensis (Damara mole-rat), 14956 nucleotides long. It is a transcript of the gene Stard9, whose product is annotated as StAR related lipid transfer domain containing 9. The transcript has 34 exons. Gene Ontology annotation, cellular component: nucleus; cytoplasm; centriole. Gene Ontology annotation, molecular function: microtubule binding; microtubule motor activity; lipid binding. The record is from RefSeq and is a predicted model, not a curated record. Lineage: Eukaryota; Metazoa; Chordata; Mammalia; Rodentia; Bathyergidae. The coding region runs from base 144 to 14057 and encodes 4637 amino acids. Gene Ontology annotation, biological process: microtubule-based movement; spindle assembly.
GACUGGGCGGGGCGCCGCGAGAGGCUCCGGCUGAGCUCUGACUAGCGGGCGGGCGUGGCGGAUGACGGCAGCGGCUGUACUAGUUGCUGGGGUCGGGGAUGCAGCGGCUGAAUCGCCCUGUCGCUCUUGGGUGUGGCUGAAGGAUGGCGAACGUGCGGGUGGCCGUGAGGGUGCGUCCCCUCAGCAAGAGGGAGACCAAAGAAGGAGGAAAAAUUAUCGUGGAAAUUGAUGACAAAGUGGCAAAAGUCAGAAAUAUAAAGGUGGACAGUCGACCUGACAGCUUUGGAGACUCCCGGGAGAAGGUUGUAGCAUUCAGCUUUGAUUACUGCUACUGCUCAGUCGACCCAGAGGACCCUCAGUAUGCAUCUCAAGAUGUGGUGUUCCAGGGUUUGGGGACUGAAGUACUAUCUGGGGCUGCCAAAGGCUACAACGUUUGCCUCUUUGCCUAUGGACAGACAGGAUCUGGGAAGACACAUACUAUGCUUGGGACCCCGGCCUCUCUUGGGCUAACACCACGGAUAUGUGAGGGUCUCUUCAUCAGAGAGGAAGACUGUGCCUCAUUACCUUCCUCCUGUAGGAUCAAAGUGAGUUUCCUGGAAAUCUAUAAUGAACGAGUACGGGAUCUGUUGAAGCAGUCUGAUAAAAAAAAGUCCUAUACCUUGCGGGUCAGGGAGCAUCCAGAGAUGGGGCCCUAUGUACAAGGUCUAUCUCAACACGUAGUUACCAGCUAUAAGCAAGUAAUCCAACUCUUGGAGGAGGGAAUAGCAAACAGAAUCACAGCAGCCACCCAUGUUCACGAAGCCAGCAGCAGAUCCCAUGCCAUCUUCACUAUCCACUACUCACAGGCGAUUGUGGAGAACAACCUCCCCUCCAAGAUUGCUAGCAAGAUCAACCUUGUGGACCUAGCAGGCAGUGAAAGAGCAGAUCCCAGUUACUGUAAGGACCGGAUUACUGAAGGUGCCAACAUCAACAAGUCCCUUGUGACUCUGGGAAUUGUCAUCUCCACUUUAGCCCAGAACUCCCAAGUGUCCAGUAGCUGCCAGAGCCUCAGCAGCCCAACCAGCAGUGGUGGUGGAGACAAUGGGACUCCUUAUACUUUGGGGACCAGCAGUGGUGGGGGAGCCUCCCGGAGGCAGUCUUACAUCCCAUACCGGGACUCUGUGCUGACCUGGCUGCUGAAGGACAGCCUUGGAGGCAACUCAAAGACCAUCAUGGUUGCCACUGUGUCUCCUGCACACACCAGCUACAGUGAGACCAUGAGCACACUCAGAUACGCAUCCAGUGCCAAGAACAUCGUCAACAAGCCACUGGUCAAUGAGGAUGCAAAUGUGAAGCUCAUCAGGGAACUCAGGGAAGAGAUCAGGAGGCUGAAAGCCAUGUUGCUGAGCUUCGAGCUGAGAAACUUCAAUUCCGUAAAUGACAAAGAAAAUGAAAAUCUGAAGGAGCUAGUUCUCCAAAAUGAAUUAAAGAUGGACAAGCUGACCAAUGACUGGACCCAGAAGUGGCAUGACUGGCAGGCCCUAAUGGAGCACUACAGUGUGGACGUCGGCAGGAGGAGGGCUGGGGUGGUCAUUGACUCCAGCCUGCCGCACCUGAUGGCCUUGGAGGAAGAUGUGCUCAGUACGGGUGUUGUGCUCUAUCACCUCAAGGAGGGGACAACAAAAAUAGGAAGGAUUGACUCAGACCAGGAACAGGAUAUUGUCCUUCAGGGCCAGUGGAUUGAGAGAGACCACUGCACAAUCACCAGUGCCUGUGGGGUGGUCAUUCUCCGGCCUGCCCAGGGGGCACGUUGCACAGUCAAUGGCCGCAAGGUCACUGCCUCUUGCCGUCUGACCCAAGGAGCUCUCAUAACCUUGGGAAAAGCACAGAAGUUUCGAUUCAGUCACCCAGCGGAGGCUGCUGUGCUGCGGCAGCAGCGGCAGGUUGCAGAGGCCAUUGGCAGCAGUGGUUCUUUGGAAUGGCUGGACUUGGAUGCAGAUGUCCCUGCCUCUCGCUUGAGUCUCUGCCCUUUGCUUUGGAAGGAAAGGAGAGUGCUAGAAGAGCAGAGUGACAAGGACCACCAGCCACCAAGGGACAGAGGAACAUCCUACAGAGCCCAGAUUCAGCAGCAGCAGUGCUGUGCGGAAGAUUUGAGGCAGCAGAUCAAAGCAGGACACAUUGGAGCUGAGAAGGAUCUGGAAUGGGACCAGGCUUACACCCACCAGAAGAUUGGAGAUAACCAGCAGUGGCUGUUUAGAGAACAGCAGCAAGAAGACGACUUUGGGGCAGAGAAGGAAUCUGAAGCCUCGGGAACACCUGAUACUUGCCUUCAGACAGAUCCUGAGGCUCCAUCCCCACCACUGGUCCAUAGCCAGAAGAGGCUGGUGCAGCUGCAGCUCUCUGAAAGACGUGCCCCUCAAGCAGUGGAGCCGAACAUCCCAAGAAAAAAGGCCUCAUUGCAGGUAGACGGAUUCAUCAAGAACCAGAGGCUGCUGGAGGCCCAGGCAAGACUGGAGCAGCUCAGGGCAUUAUACUGGCUUCAGGAUGAAAGAACCCAGCAGUCGCUAUGCUGGAUCCAUAGCUCUGAUUCCACGGCCCCACAGCCUCCAUCUGGAAGCAGAUGGACACACUGCAGUUCUCUGAGCUGCCAAAGGCUCUGCAGUGAGCAUCUGCCUCCACUACACAGUGCUUUUCUGAAUUGGGAUCUCUCUACCGUGUUACCGCCUAUGCCUGACCCUACUCAGCAAGUGUCAGAGAAAAUUCCACGGGCUGACCAUGUUUCCUCAGCAGCUGCUUGCCUUCCAAGGACACGUUGUCUCCAUAAGAGUGAUCGCUGUCCCUCAGGCCAGGGGCUGCUCUGCAUGGCCAAGAAAGACACCUUAGCUCCAGGCACCUGCCUUACUGUGAGCCACAAGUCUGUCAACAUCCAGGAAAUGGAGACAGUGGAGAAGCAGCUCUCUCAGAUGGUGUCCCAGGGCAUAGCAUCUCUAUGUCAACUACCUAACAAGCUAAAGCCAAGAGAUGAACCAAAAACCCUCACCUCUACUACUCAGACCAGAAGGGCUAAGGAACUAGCAGACUCUGGCAACACAAAAGCUGUGUCACAAAAAGAAGGGAACUUUGGGGCAAACAAAGCUGCUAGGGGAACCAGUUAUAGUUAUUCUUAUCCCCAUGGACCUAAGCAAGCCACUGGGCAUGGAAGAGUGGCCAAGACUUUUCAGAUGAAAUCCAAGCCACCUUUUCCAGGCAGGGAAUCAAAAAGGCAUCAGAGGGUAUUGGCAGCAAGGGUCAGAGACAUUGCCAAAAAGUACUGUCAUUUACCUCAUGGCCAUCCUUUGAAGAGACAUCACAAUGUAGGUGAUCCAGAUGCCACAGCUUCACAUACAGAUUCUAGCCUAGUGAUGGACUGUGCAAGAGGAGAAGAUGAUUUAUCUGAUACAGAUAGCAACUACUCGGUGGAUUCUCUCUCUCCUGUCUGUGCCAAAGCCUUGCUGACUGAGAUGCUGAUGCCAGAGGACCCUCCAGGAAAGUGGUGUCUCCCGGAGUCGGAGAACUCUGAAAGUCACAACAGCCAAAUAUCUCAGGACUUGCUGGUUGAUAGGGGAGACCAGAGCUUGAAGGGAGGCAGUCAUCCUAUCAACAAAUAUAGCCACCCAAGGUCCAGAACUAAAGCUUCUGCGAGGAUCUUUCCCACACCCUUAGACAGUGGCCUGCUUGCCCGGGCUCAUAGGAGCUUUUCGUUAGACAGCCUGGUUGAUGCUGAAGAAGAAUUGGAGGAAGAUCUGCAAGAGGAGCCUUUCCUUAAUUCAGCUAAUGAGAUGCCCACAGAGACAUUUUGGGGCCUGCAGAACUCCAUUCUGCCUGUAGUGGACCAAGAGGCAAUGUGCAGACCUGGGCCCACCAGCCACAGAACAGGAGUGGGGCUGAAUACCAUCCUGCCGAUGAGCAGCUCAUUUUACCUUAAUCCUCAGUUCCAGGCUAAUAAGGAAUGGUCUGAGUCAGAGGUGGAGGCACGCUACCCAGAACAAGCCAGCUCUCUCCAAGGCACACAGCUUUCGAGAGAGAGCUCUCUGGUGUCCAUGAAUUCUUGGUUUUCCUGUAACUCUAAGAUCAAUCCCAGCAGCCCCCCAAGAAGAGAGGGCUCUUUAUGUUUAAGUCCUGUUGUCCAGGAAGUCCAGCCCUUUGAUGAAGAGAGGCUUGCAUACAUGCAAAAUAGUAAAGAACUAAAGCCACUGGGUACAGAAGCAGUUCCGCCAGAUAGCUCGAAAUGGCCCCGAGGUAGCACUGAACUACCCUGCAGCACAGGAGAUGUGCUUACAACCUCUGCUUCCAGUAUUUCUAAGUUGUCAUUUUGGGGAACUCAAAGGCUUCUUCAUCCAGGAGCUGAUGACUUCUUUCAGGGGAGCAGUAGCCCUGACACAACCCAACCAGGAAACUCAGAAGUUUCUAAUUCUAGUGUGUUGAGUGAGCCUACUACCUCUGCCACAUCAUUCACUCGUGUAGGCAGCACCCAUGAAGGGGACUGGGCUGCCCUUCAGCAAAAGUACCUCCUUGAAGUCUCUCAUCCUGUCCUGGAGGCUGUGAGACAGCCCAGGCCAUCCUUCCCCUAUCUUGAGGAAGAUUCUAGUUCCCUUGUUGAAAAUUCUGGCAAAGGAAGAGAUAGUCAACUACCAGUUAGUCCUGGGACGUCUAGCAGUCUGAAUUUUAACAACUUGCCAAUCCUUCUCUCCAAAACCAGGUGUUUGAGAGCAGAAAAAGAACAGGACAGUUUGGGUGCCAAAUUGGAAAGUGCUUCAGAUUUCUUUUGUACUAGUGAGAAAGAGGUUAGUUGUAAUGGAGCUUAUUCGGCUGACUUGGAAUCACUGGCCUCUGGAUCUACAAAUGCACAGGUUUGUGCCACAGAGAACAAGAUAACAUAUUCCUUAAAAGAAUCCCGGGAAGUCAGACAGAAGAGCUUGGAGGAGUGCUGUCAGGAUAGCAGGAAACCUGGAGUGAUGGCUUCCUCUGAUAAGUAUGUAUUCCAGAAGAAUGCUUAUUGCAGGAAUGUUACCCAGGCCACCAGAGCAGACCAUCGGCUUCAAGGCUGGUCUCCUCUUAGGAAAAAUAGUGCAGUUCACCAAGGACAAAUAAGCCACAACAACUGCUAUCCCCAACAGGAAGAGAAGGCGUGUUGCCGGGAGAGCUCUGAGGAAGUAGUUGGAAGGUGCACAGACAUUUCUUUUGCCCUUCCAUCAGGUCCAGAGCCAUACUUCCAUUCUGCUCCCUGGAAUCCUCUUUCAUCUUCCCUGCAGCCACCUGUCUUGGAAACAUACUAUGUGACCAAAAGCAGAGAUGCCCUGACAGAAACUGCCUUAGAGAUUCCAGCUUGCAGAGAAGUACAAGUGCCAUCCCCACCUCCCCGGGAAGCCUGGGGCUUUAGUCAUGACCACCAAAUCCUAAAGAAAACUUACUUGAAGAAUAAUUUGUCAGUGCUGUUACAAAGCCAGAAUUCCAACAUUGCCUUUUCUCAACAGGCCACCGCAGAGAGGCCAGUUGAUCUGAAAACCAGGGAAGUUAGUGAUGAGUUAGGGGAAUACACUGAAAAUUUUAAAGAAGAAAGGCAUAAUUCAGUUCAUUUUCUUGUUGCUCAAAACAGACAUUUUCUUCCUUUUACUGGCACAGAAGUAUGUGAGCUUGAAAAAGAAGUUCAAAUUUUAAAUAAAAAGCACAGCCUUCCAGCACUUACUGAAAGAGAUGAGGGUCCUGCCCUCUCCUGUUGGAGUGUUUCCUUGGACAACUCUGAACCUGAGAAGCCUUUCCUUUUCAUCUGUGAUUCUGAGGCAGGUAGGAAAGAAGAACAGGUUCAAAUUCAGGAUCAUGAUGUGAGCAGACAGUUUCUUUCUGCACCCAUGUCUGAUUUUAUCUGUAAAACCACUGAUUCAGGCCUUAAGGACAUGCCAGGGGAAACUGCUAUUUUUUUGAAGUCUAGAUCAGAAUGUCAUAGAGUAAGCAGCCCCAUGAUCAUAGCCCAGGAUGAGAGUUCAACCCACAAGUGGGAAGGGAGUAGUGAAACUGGGCUGCUUGGAGAAACUGUCCAUCCCAAAGACACCCCCACAGAGUUAAAGCUUUCAGAGAUGAGAUGUACCUGUGAAAGAGUCAAAUCUAUUACAUGCUAUCAGGAAAGAAGCCCCAGUGAAUGCCAGGGCCCUGAAGGAUCACAAGAAAUGUUAAACUCCAAAGAAGAACUUUUGGGAAAGAAACAUUAUAAAGGAGUUAAUAAUAAUAAUGCUGAUGAAAUGGCUAAGCUAAUUAGGAACGUCAUGCAAUUGGAAAAUGCUAUUUUAGAAAUUGAAUCCAAGCAAAAUGAGCUUCAUGCUUCCCACAAAGCAAGAGUUAGUGAGGACAUAAUGUCCCAAGACCAGAAGGAUCCAGAGAGAUCUGACUGUGUCCUGAGCCCAAGAAGCUCUGGAAAGCAUUUGUCCUGCAAGGAUCAACCAUCUUCUCCAAGACAGGCAGAUGGUAUUGACUUUAGGGACAGUGAAGCUGGAGGAACAAAGGAUAACAGAACUACUGGUAACAAAAACCAGGUCCUGAAUGUCUCUCCAAGCCCCUUCACAUCAGGCGAAUGUGUACAGCACAGUCAGUCUGUGGUUGAGCAUGCCCUCCCAGAUGGAUUAGACAGAUUCCCCAGGGACACAUGUGAUUCUUUAGGGAAAGGCCUACCGUGCAGAGAGUCCACCAACACUGCUUUUCACCAAAAGAGAAUGGAAGCAUUGUCUAGAGCUCCAUCCUUACAUACCCAGCUGGAGAGUUCUGGGAUGGGUGACAGGCUGGUAUCAGCAUUAGCAAGCUUCAAAGAGCAGCCUUGGGGCUUGGGAAGUCUUGAAGCACUGGAGGCUAUAAAAGGUCUUCAGGAAGGCCAAGCUGUCAAAUACAUAAGUAGUUCCAAGCCAGAGUGGCCAAGAGCUCAAGGUGGACUUGAAGAAAUGACCUUGGAAAUGGGAGGAAGCCCACAGGACAAAAGUAAUAUGGUUUCAUUGACCCAGAAACAUCGUAGUCCAAGCCAGCAUUGUAUAUGCACGUAUUGCAGCCAGGAGACUUCCUUCCCAUUACUGAGCAAGACAGACUUCUCCACAGCCCCUUCUAAUAGAGACCUGAGUGCUACCUGGUCCGUGCCUUCACCAACGCUACCAGAAAGCUGUCUUCAUACCCCUGAUAUGAUAGGCAUUUCUUCAGUUGAUCAUGUGCUGGAUCCUACAAUAUUGAAAAUUUCUGACAAUCCUUCAGAACAUGAGGUAGAGUAUGACAGCAAGAGGAGAGAGGACAGAAGUAUGCAGGGAGACACUAGAGGGGGCUCUUCCAUGGCAUACACGGCCUGGUAUGGGGAUGUGAGGCCCAUGGUCUUGGGAUUGUAUGGUCAGUCUGAUGCAGCAAAGAGUAUUUCCCUGGGGACAGAAGAGAGGAUAACAGCAAACAUCCCCCUAGACCGAGGAGGGUACCUCAGAAUCACUUCCAUGGGUUUGCAUGCUCAGGAAAGUUUUGGCAAUGAAACUGAAGCAGCUGUACAAAAGGAAAUACGAGGUACGUUCUUGAAUACAGCUUCUAGGCUUGAAAAAAGGGUCAACUUCUCUUUAGAAGAGGAUGAUGAUCAAGGCAGAGGGGCAAAACAGAAGACACAGGAGGAGGCCAAGGACCAAAGCCCUACCAGCAGCACUUGCUCGGUACCUGUUUCCCUGCCAAGGGCGCCUAGUCAAGAGCCCCUGCUGUUGGAGACAUCUGUCCAUGCAUCCAUUUGCCUGGCUAUCUUGGAGGAGAUCAGACAGGCAAAGGUCUGGAGAAAACAGCCUAAUGACUUUGGGGCUGGGGCUACAGUCCUUCCUUACUAUGAAACUUCAGUGGAACCUGAAUGUUCUUCAGGGACUGCUGGCAGGACUCAUUGUGAACAGACAGACCAGUUGAUGCCAGGCAGUACCAGGAAUGAGGAUGAAGCUCCCGAAUGUGAUGGGGCAUCUCUCUCUGCUGCAGCAGGACAUCUGUUGGCUGUCGAGAAGAAAGGCCAAAUCACACCUCUCUAUACAGAUGGCUCUGGACCUCUGCCCAGCCCUGAAAUGGACAGAGCGCCCCAGCCUCUUCCACAGUCUUCCUCUCUUGCUGCACCUACUCCAGGCACAAAAUCCUGCACUGGAGACCUGAGAGAUUUCCAGGGAGCAAGAAAAGAGUUUACAGAUCACUCUAUUUCUUCUGAAAUCACAGAAAAGAAAAAAUCAUGCAGAAUACUUUCCUCUGGUAGUCCUUUGGUCUUAGAUAGGCUUCUUCCUUCAAGAGCUGUGGAGGUAGACAGGGUGGUGAGAUCAGAGAAAGCAGUGUAUGCAGAGUCUUCUCAGGCCCCUCAAGAUCCGGGGCUGAUUCUGCAUGGGCAGAGCCAGUUAGCUACAUGGCACACUGCAGAGGGCAAGCCCCCUGGCAGUUGCACCAGCAGCCCAGAGCACCAGGAGCCUGAGACUUUAGAUACCACAUACGGAGGAGGCUUAUGUAAUUUGUUAGUGACUGCCUGGGGAGGAAAAACUGCCCACUUUGAAAGUCAGUCUGUGAUCUGUGGAGUUGAGAAUUCUUUAAGCUUUUCAGGGACUAAGCAAGAUCAUGUCCAGUGCUUUGAGACUUCUACUGGCUUAGAAAAAGUGAGGGCAAGUCCAAAACAGGCUGUUUUGCCUGGAGCUCCGAGAAAUGCUGGACUAGAAGCCCCCUUGCAACAGUGUGUGAACUGGGAGGAGAAUGCUUGGGUCAGGACGGGCAGCAAAAAUCUCAGGCCAACUCCAUUGCUAGAUCAGAGACCUAACCCAGACCCUAGGGAAGAUGAGGCCCCAUGCAGAGGUCCAGAGAAAACCAGAGAUUGCCUUGUCUUAUCUGGGAACACACAAGGCACCAGGGCUGUCAGCACAGCAAGGGAGACAGAAGAGAGCAGAACUUGCCAACUGUUAUGCUAUCCUCAGACCACUGCAGCUGAUGCCUGUUCCUCCCAUUCUUCCACUCUGCUUUGUCACAGUGAUGGUGACCUGUGGACGAAUUCCAAGGCCACCCCAUAUCCUGUCUACCCACCUUUCAUUGUACAUUCCAGAGCUUGUGAAAUGGGUGAGAUAGGAGAGACCUUUUCAAAGGAAGCUGAUGUGCUCUUGGCACAUAGCCGUGAGCCAAAAGGCAUAGACCUUGGGCCAAUAGAUGGCAGCAUGCUUGAACCCUCCACUGCAGCUGCUGUCAGACUGCCCGCUCAAGGCCACAGCUCCCUCUGCACCUCCUGUGUGAGGACACAGUCCCUCACCCAGUCAGCUGCUGAUGGAAGCUCAAAGAAAGUAGCGGGUACUGAGGAGGUUGCUGAGAGAAAAGCCAGCCGAGAACUUGAGGCUGCCCCUUGCCUUGCAGACCCUUACUCUGAGGCACUGAAGAACCUCAGGCAUCACUCUGUAGGUGGCCACAGUGCACACGUGUCUCAGACCAAGCUAGAACCAUCUGCAGAAACUCAGGGACCACACACCCUGAGGUUACGUGAAGGGUCUGUUGAGAAUGAGUAUGGGUGCUUACAAAAUAUCAGAUGCCUUUCAGAAAAGCCACAACAUUCCACCAAAUCCAGGGAUCCUCCAGUUAAGUUUGUAGCAAAACACAUCUGUAGUACUCAGGGUGGUAGUCCUUGGGAAGAGGAAGAACAGCGGAGAGACUGGGCUUCAGGAGGUAAUGAAGACCUUCCCUGGGACAGGAGUCCCCCACUCACUGAGCAAGUUGGCUUGAAUGGCUGUCAUAUUAGAGAUGCUGGAAGAGAGGAGGUGGUUGUGACCAAGUCGCUGGUGUCCCAGACUUUCUUACCAGGUUUUGAACACCCGGCUUCUGUGCCAUUAGGGCACGGUGCAGUACCACAUCCUGCUGACCAGAGGCCUGGACAGCUUUUCUCCAAUGCAGAGCAGUUGACUCCCUACUCCAGGCGCUCACUUCCCAUGAUUACAGUCUUCUCUGGCCCCAAACACUCCAAGUCCAGCCCCAGACCUCAGUUUUCUGUGGUGAGCUCUCGAUCUCUUCAGGAGCUAAACAGAGUGGAGUCGUCUUCCCCUCCAGAUGAAGAUGCCCAGGGCCUUCAUAGACUGUGGAACUCACACCUCCCGGGCUAUUCCGCAGGAAAGAUGGUGACAGGAACACCUCUGAAGACUGAGGAUUGUAACUCAACAGCUUCAUCUAACCAGAACAGUGGCCCUACUGAUCACAUGCCACUGAAAUGUGCCACCCCUCCUUACCCAUUGUCUUCCACAGUGUCUUGCAUGGUGACCCCCAAUUUAAUGAACAGCUGGGUGUCUGGUGCUUUGCCUCCACAGGGAAACCCAGAGAAACUGGGUGUCCAGGUCAGCCCAAAGAAUGGUCAGGAGGACAAAGGAAUGUACUUGGGCUCCAGUGAUACUAACCCCUGCAUCGUGCCAUGGUGUCCAGAGGGACCUGUGCACAUUGGCUGGAAGCAUCACAUGUUUGGCGGGGCAGUUGAUGUCUCCUGUAGCCGGAAAGCCCCUGGUCCCAUACCAUCAAAUGCAGCUUGGUGCUGCAGCACAGACAACAGCCUGCGAGACCAGAACCCCCCAGUUUGCUCCUGCCUCCACACUUAUGCCCAAACCCAUUACCUGUCAAGUACACACAGCAGCACUGAGAAUUUACAGGGUUCAAAUGAGGCCUGGAACAUAGGGGGUGUCUCCUGUGCUUUGGGACACCCCCACAUCCUGAGUGGUCCUCACAAGGUACCCCAGUUUAAGGGCCCCACUGAUGAAGCAGGCUGUCUAAAGAGUGGGCUGCCUUUGGCUGAAGGAAUUUCUGUAGGUGCAGUGGAUGAGAUUGUGCUGCUGUGUCCAUCUGAGUCUGGCUGCCCUCUGGCACAGGGCAAAACGGACACCUAUGAGCAGGGCACACAGACUCCGGGCUGCGAGCUCCACCAGAGCGGAGCUGAUGUCUUCUCUCCUCAGCCUGACACCAGUGUGGCAUCACCCUGUGGCCUGGCCUCCUGGGCCAGCAUGCACAGCCUGUCUCUUCACCUCUCACAGCUUCUGCACAGCACCUCAGAGCUGCUUGGAAGUCUCUCCCAGCCAGGCGUGGCCAAGGAGCAGAACACCAAGAUGAACCCCACUGCUGGAGCCCUACAGGCCCUCAGGAUGAACAGUGCAACUCAGACCAGUGUGGAAAAGGGCAGCCAGACUGAUGGGGCCUCACCCCCUCUACACUUCCAGGGCCCAGAGGCCAAACCUCAGGAAGUCAGUGUGAUCCUUGAAGUGCUGAGCUCAGAUAUCACACCUGUGUCUCAAGAAAAGGGGGAUGUCACAGGACCCCUUGGGAGAGUGGCACAGGAGAUGGCGUGGAAAGCUGCCAUGCCUUCAGAUCUUCAUGAAGAAAGUGCUCAUUGUACGCUGAGAAGCUCUUCAGUGUCUUCAUCCUACUUGAGGUUUCAGAAAGCUCCUCUAGAGCAGAACCUCCCUUCUGGGAGCCACCCAGCUUCUCUUGAUGCCUCCUCAUCUCCCAGCUCCCAUCCAGAGGACUCCUCUUGUGUGGUUGUCAACAGUCCCAGCCUCAGCAUGUCUCAUACCCCAGGGUCCUUCCCUAGAGCCUCAGAACCCACCCUGGAACCUCAGGUCCAGAAAAAGCCGUGCCCCACGAGCACCUUGUUGGUGGACAGGGCCUCCUCCCCGAUACUCACACUUAGUGCCAACACCCAAGAGCUGGGUCUUCCCUCAGGGUUUUUCCCCCAGGCUCCCUCAGCCCACCCUUCUGAAGGUCACCCAAAGCUUGACUUCACCCCGAGGCCUCCAGCAGGCAAUUGUUCUCAAACCACUCAUGACUUGACAAUCGAGGCUGUGGAUCAGGGAGGCAGUAGGAAGUCAUUCUUGGAGUUAAGCCCCCGUUGCAGUCCAACACAGAGCUCCAGCAUCCAAGUUAGCUUCUUGGGCCAGCCUCUUAAGCAGCGUUGGCCCAGGACCACCACUGGGGGCCAGAAUACUCCAUCACUUCCACCCCAAAGUCACCUGAGCCAGAGGCUGGCUGACAGCUGUGUGUCUGAGGGGAUGACUUCUCCAGAGCAUGGCCCACUGAGCAGUCGGCCAGGUCAGUGGCAGGGCACACCUGAACAUGAAGGUAAGAGUUCAAUACCUCCAGUGGAGCCACAACUCACUGUGGACCUCUCGUCAUGGAAAGGCCCUCAACACAGUUCCUGCCCUGGUGCUGAGCCAACUGACCCCACAGGUUCCCGCGGUUCCACUGCUGACUUGCCUCAGGGAGUUUAUCCUAGUUCCCAGAUGUGCAUGGGCCCUGAAUCCCAGCCUUGCAACCUAAGGGACCUCCCGGUGCAUAACAAAUUUAGUAACUGGCAUGGGGUUCAGCAUGACUCUUCUGAAGGGCUGGGUGUGAGUGAGGAAAUAGAAGCCAGCUCUGAUCUCAGCUCUGGAGAGCAGAGGCAGGGACCCCCGCAACCUGGUGACCAGAGCCUGGAUCCUGAGUGGUCUCCAAGGAAGCGGAUCUCCCUACAAGUUGGGGCCCGGAGUACCCCACUCAGUGUAGAACUCACAGAAGCGAAACUGCACCAUGGCUUCGGGGAGGCAGAUGCCCUGCUGCUGGUGCUGCAGCGUGGGACAGGUGUGGCACUUGUUCCAGAUGAGGCUGUGAUGUCCACCUGGGAGCAGCGCCAUGCUCGGCAAAGACAAGCCAUUGAGAUCCUCAAGAGAGAGCAGGCUGAGCAACUUCAGAACUUCCCUCGGACACGAAGCCUGAGCCCCCAGAAAAAAAUGAGCCUCCUGUCUAACAGGGCUUUCCCCUCCUGGGACCAAGACUUUCCCAGCAGGCGCCGAGAAUACCUGCAGCAACUGAGGAAGGAUGUUGUGGAGAUCACCAGGAGCCCACAGUCGGCACCGAGUUCUGCCCACCCACCCUCUGACAUUGAGCGGAUGCUGCGUGACUAUCAGCAGGCCCGAGAGGAGGCCAAGGUGGAGAUUGCCCGGGCACAGGAGAGGCUUAGAGAGCGUACUACACAGGAGAAGCUUCGGAUCCGCCAACAGAUCAUCUCCCAGCUGCUGAGGAUGAGGAGUGGGGAAGAAGAAAAACUACAUACCCUGGCCUGCUCCAGCUCCCCAUGCACCAUCUCCAACGGAAGCCUCUCCUCUGGUGUCACUUCUGGUUACAAUAGCAGCCCAGCCUUGUCAGGCCAGCUCCAGCCUCCAGAGAGUGUGAGGGACUCAAACUUGCCUGAUUCCAGAGACAGUUGGAUUGGGGAUGGACGGAGUUGUUCAGCCAUGAGGAACAGUCACCUGUAUAUGGCCAGAUCUGCCCAGAAGAGCUCAGCUUUCAGUGAGUGGUGGGCAGGCCGCAGAGGCUCCCUGAGCAGUUGUUGCUGUUCCGCAUCCAGCCUGUCUAGCUUGGGGACCUGCUUCUCCUCCUCCUACCAGGAUCUGGCCAAGCACAUCGUGGACACUUCCAUGGCCGAUGUAAUGGCUGCUUGUUCAGAUAAUCUGCACAACCUCUUCAUUCGCCAAGCAACAGCUGGCUGGAACUAUCAAGGUGAAGAGCAGGAGGUGCAGCUUUACUAUAAGGAGUUUUCUUCUACUCGGCAUGGCUUCCUGGGGGCAGGUGUGGUGGCCCAGCCUCUGUCUCACGUGUGGGCAGCUGUGAGUGACCCAACCCUGUGGCCCCUGUAUCACAAGACUGUCCAGACAGCAAGGCUGCAUCAGCGGGUGACCAACAGCAUCAGCCUGGUGUACCUGGUGUGCAAUGCCUCCCUGUGCGUACUGAAGCAGCCUCGGGAUUUCUGUUGUGUCUGCGUAGAGGCCAAAGAGGGGCACCUGUCUAUCGUGGCGGUUCAAUCUGUAUAUGACACAUCCAUGCCAAGACCCAGCAGAAAAAUGGUCCGAGGGGAGAUCUUGCCCAGUGCAUGGAUCUUGCAGCCUGUCACUGUGAAAGGGAAGGAAAUGACCAGAGUCAUCUACUUGGCCCAGGUAGAACUGGGUGCUCCAGGCUUCCCCCCUCAUCUCCUGAGCUCCUUUAUCAAACAGCAGCCCCUCAUCGUGGCCAAGCUGGCUUCCUUCCUUGGCAGCUAACAUCGCGUUGUCAAGUUGGUGCUGCUGAGCUUGAUGCCAUAGCCCUGAGCCUGAGUCAGCAGCAUGAGUACAGCCAGCUUUCACCUGUGUUCCACAUCCAUGCCCUCGACCAACACGGAUCAGAAGUAUUGGAGGAAAACACUGUCAUUUUCUAAACGGUACAGGAUAGCAUUGAUUUACACACGGCCUACCCUGUAGUAGGUAUUUUUUUUUUGACACUGGGAAUCGAACUCAGGUCCUAGUGCUUGCAAAGCAGGCACCAGAACCACUGAGCUAAAUCCCCUGCUCUAGUAUUCUAAAUAAUCUGGAAAGGACUCCUACAGUACAGGAAGAAAAAGAUAAAAGUAUAGCAGAGGAUAGUUGUCAGUUAUGGGCAUAUAUUGUAUCAUUUUAUGCAGGGCCUGAGGGUUUCGGAUUCCGCCCUCAAAGAUACUGAAGGCCAGGCUGGAUUGAGGCUCAUUUUGUAGCUGAAGGGACCAUUCACCUAAAUGCAAAACCAGAUUUUGGUUUACUGAGGCUGUUGGUUUAGGGGCUACACUUUGAAAACCACUGGUCUAGCCAAUUCAGAGUGCAGAUCUAUAGGAAGGAACCUGAUUCGCUCAGUGGUUCAGUAGUUUCCUAUCUCUACAACCCUUAGAAUAGACCAGUAGGACAAAGUGUUCUUUCAUUGGGAUCAUACAGACACCCCAACCCCUGUUCUUAACUCAGUGGCCUUAAGCCAGGCCUUUAUAAGCCUGGCAUCCUUUGAGGCUUCAGGCUUCCCUAAGCACAUCAGAAAGUGGCUUUGCUGUGGCUUAAACAUACCACCACACCACUGUAACAUUUGUCUCUGGGCACAGAAAGCAAAAACAAGCCUGUCAUGAUGGUAUGUACCUGUAACCCCAGCACUCCAGAGGGUG